GUAACUGGCUAUCAGCUGUUGAGUAACUCAUUCAAGUUGUAGCCUACUCGAUUCUCUCACUACUACUAUCACCACUAAUCGAAAACUUCAGAAAAAUGCAAAAGAAAUCAACAACAUUUAAUAAUGUCUUCUCAUGGAUGAUUACGAUUUAAUCUGGAUUUUUUGGUAUUUUGGAUUUUACGGGAGACUUCCAGUUCAGUAGGGAACUAUUCUCGGUUGCAUUGCUUUUCAUCACCAGCAAUAGACCAUGCCUGUAUCGGGUGGUGAGGACCCCAUGUCCCAGGUUCGUCAGAUGCUGAGAGAGUUGCUGGUGGGGAGAGAGAACGCCGACGGCUUCUUCUGUCUCUGUGUGUCCGUACUGGGACACAACGAUACAAGGACACAUUUCUUGCCGCUCAUCCAGCCCCUAGCCACCGUUCACAACGGCCUUCACACCACCCUCACCUCCAUCUAUUUUGAAUACUUCUCCAAGGAUGAGGAUGAUGAAUUGGCGGUGGCUCUGGCUCUGUCCCUAUUAGAGGUCAAAGGGCAACAGCAGACUGAUACCAAGUCCCUUUUCCCAGACCCUAAACCCCAGGGUCAAACAGACACCCAGGCAACAGCAACCUACAGACCUCAGAAUAGCUCAGUUCAGAGUCAGUCAGUAUCUCAUAAUGGUAGCUCUAGCCAGCCUCCGCCAGCCCCUCUGCCCAAGGGUGUGAGCUACGCCCAACUAGCAGCAGCAGGAGGAAGGAGACAGACUCAGGCUCAGCACCAAGACUCCACAUCACCCAGAGGAUCCUCUGGACAUGGCAGCUCUCCUCAGACAGAGAGACAGAGAGGCCCAACCCAGACCCAGAGACAGACAGACAUAAAGUGGUCUAACCUCACUCAGGAUGUGUGUGCCUCUAUUGCCAGUUCUUUGACAUCCAAUCUCAACCAAACCAAAGAUGACGUCAAUGUGGAGGAGUACGACGUGGACCAAUCGGAGAAGCCAAAGCGCUCGAAGAACCGGCGUCAGCGGCGGAAGGGGUAUGGCCAGCAGGUGGUAGGUGUGCCUCGAUGCCCCUCGGCUCCACCCCCUGUGCUGCUGUGGUUCCGCAGGGACCUGCGUCUCCAUGACAACCCAGCUGUGAUUGGCUCGUUGGAGGCUGGAGGGCCGGUCAUCCCCGUCUUUAUCUGGUGCCCAGAGGAGGAGGAGGGGCCGGGGGUAACCGUGGCUAUGGGAGGGGCCUGUAAAUUCUGGCUGCACCAGGCCCUGUCCUGUCUCAGCUCUGCUCUGGAACGCAUCGGCGGCCAUCUUGUUUUCCUUCGGCCGGAUGUGGAGAAAGAGGUGGAGAGAGAGGGGGUUGGUUCUUCGCUGCGUGCCCUGAGGAGUCUGGUGAGAGAGACGGGGGCGCAGACGGUGCUGGCUAGCGCCCUCUAUGAGCCGUGGCUGAGAGAGCGGGACCAGAUAGUGGUGUCAGCACUGCAGAGAGACAGGGUGGAGGUUAACAUGGUCCACUCCUACUGUCUCAGAGACCCUUAUACUGUUACUACUGAGGGGGUGGGACUCAGAGGUAUUGGUUCUGUAUCCCACUUCAUGAGUUGCUGUCAGAUGAACCCUGGCCCAGGGUUAGGGGUUCCCCUGGACCCCCCCAUAUCGCUCCCCUCACCCUCUGUCUGGCCCAGGGGCUGCCCUCUGGAGGAGCUAGGACUGGCACGCAUGCCCUGCAGGAAGGAUGGAACCACGAUUGACUGGGCGGCUAACAUUAGGAGUUCCUGGGACUUCAGUGAGGAGGGGGCCCAGUCACGUCUAGAGGCCUUUCUAAAUGAUGGUGUGUACAAAUAUGAGAAGGAGUCAGGGCGAGCGGAUGCCCCCAACACCAGCUGUCUGUCUCCUUACCUGCACUUUGGCCAGCUGAGUGCUCGCUGGCUGCUGUGGGACGCUAAAGGGGCGCGCUGCCGACCCCCCAAGUUCAUACGAAAACUGGCCUGGAGGGACCUGGCCUACUGGCAGCUAACAUUGUUCCCAGACCUGCCCUGGGAAUCACUCAGACCUUCAUACAAGGCCCUUCGGUGGAGCAGUGAGAGGGGUCAUCUGAAGGCGUGGCAGAGGGGCAGGACAGGUUAUCCUCUAGUAGAUGCUGCAAUGAGGCAGCUGUGGCUGACUGGAUGGAUGAACAACUAUAUGAGACACGUAGUGGCUUCUUUCCUCAUAGCUUACCUCCAUCUACCAUGGCAGGAGGGAUAUCGCUGGUUCCAGGACACCCUGGUGGAUGCUGACGUGGCCAUAGAUGCCAUGAUGUGGCAGAAUGGAGGCAUGUGUGGUCUGGACCACUGGAACUUUGUCAUGCACCCUGUUGACGCAGCCAUGACAUGUGACCCUUACGGAAGCUAUGUCAGGAAGUGGUGCCCUGAGCUGGCAGCGCUGCCUGAUGACCUCAUACACAAACCCUGGAAGUGUCCAGCCUCCAUGCUGCGCCGUGCCGGUGUAGUCCUAGGCCAGUCCUACCCAGAGCGUGUGGUGACAGAUCUGGAGGAGAGGAGGAGCCAGUCUUUGCAGGACGUGGCAUUGGUGAGGAGGCGUUGUGGGGAGUACGUGGACCCCUGCUCGGGGUGCGACCUGGUCCCCCUGCCCCCCCGGCUGGUCUCGGAGGCCCUGGGUGGAGGUGUGGUCAACACAGGUGGGCAGUUCCUCCUGCCUGUCAUCACCCGUAUGGAGUUCAAGCACCAAUCAGACAAUCCAGACGCGGACGCUGCCUCUAACCCCUACAACGCCGUUCUGAAGGGCUACGUGAGCCGCAGGCGGAAUGAGACCAUCGCCUUCCUGAACCAGACAGACUUCACAGCCAGCGUGAUAAACGAGGGAGCAGAGAGGAGGGAGAGACAGGAGAAAGACCAGAGGAGGAUGGAGGGACUACCACACCCCCUUGCAGCUCGAGGAAGGGGAAGGAGGACCCCCGCUGCCAAGGACAGGUUCUCCACAGUGCCUGGGGGAGUGGCUACUUCUCACAGAUGACCAUGACAGGGGCUAAAGGUCCGAUAGAGCCACUGUGGUGCCCAAUGGCCUUUUCUCAAUUGGAUUUACUCAACUUCUGCGUCCUCUCUCACCUCCUUUUGAAAAUGGUCAAAGGUUAUCGAGGAGACGCGGGGAGGAGGGGGAACGUAGACAAAAUUGUGCUUGUAUGAAAUGUCCCUCCUUCACUUGCGUGUCAUCAGGCAAAUUACGUUUAUAGUGGAUCCCAAAAAAUGUAUGUGUAAAGUGAUCAAAAUUAAUUAAGUUAGUUGUACAAGACAUUUUCUAGAUAAAAACAAUAUGCUACUUACCGUUUUUGAACGUGUGCAUGCUUUUCUGCUCUGACAAAACAAAAGCUGAUUCAACUGGGAUGUGGCAGAUUUGAAAACUCUUCCGCGAAGGACUCUAGUAGGAUACACAUGCCUAUCCUCGAUGAAAGGUAGCUAUCGAGGAGGGGAGGACACUUCCGUUCGCCUACUUACGAAUUGACAUCUCCUCGACCACUUAUCGGUUUCAGUAGCCUUUUCUCGUUUAGGAAAAAGUCUGUCCUCCCUCCUCUCUGAACCGGAGACCAAUAAGUAGUCAGGGAGUGUAUCAAUUAGUAGGCAAACGGAAGACGGUCCUCCCCGCCUCGAUAGCCUCCUUUAGGCGAGGAAGCACAAGUGUAUCCUACCUCUGAAGAGUUUUGUUAUCUGCCACACCCCCUUUGAAUCAGAUAUUGUAUUGUCGGAGGAGAAAAGCAUGCACACAUUUAAAAACUAUAUGCUACUUAAAAUGUCUUGCACAACUAACUUAGUUUAUCACUUUACACAUUUAUUUUGGGAUCGACUUCUGUAAACAUAAUUUGCCUGAUGGCGUACGAGUGGAGGAGCUUCUCAUUUCAUACAAGCACACUUUCGUCCACAGCCGCCUCUCCUCGAUUACCUCUGAACUUUUUUUUAAAGGAGGCGAGUGAGGACGCAGGAGUUAAGCCCAGCUAAUUGAGAAAAGGCCCAGGUCACAGAGGAGGGUGGAGGAUGGACUUCCCCCCAAAUGAGAAAAGGCCAAAGACUACCCUGGUAGUUACAAGCGGUUACAAAACGGGUGCGUGUUCCAGGUCAUGAAGUCAUGCUGCAACAUGUCAGGAACCACAUUAUGGGUUAUGCUGUAACAGGGACAAACUGCUGUUUACAUGAAUUUGUUUAAAUUUGAGUCAUUUACCAAAGGCAUUUAUAAUAACAGCAUUCAGUAAUGGAGGCUGGAUCAAUCACAAGGACUGCUACUAAGUGUGUCAUUGUGAUAAAAAGUGCAAUACUUGUACCAAGGAAUUCAAGCAAACAUAAUACAUUUGAAUGAAAAAUACAUUUUAUACAAUAUUACAAGUGGAAAAU
Coregonus clupeaformis (lake whitefish) is the source of this 4347-nucleotide messenger RNA. Its product is annotated as deoxyribodipyrimidine photo-lyase. Gene Ontology annotation, cellular component: nucleus; cytoplasm. Gene Ontology annotation, biological process: entrainment of circadian clock by photoperiod; circadian regulation of gene expression. NCBI's taxonomy places the organism in Eukaryota, Metazoa, Chordata, Actinopteri, Salmoniformes, Salmonidae. The coding region runs from base 248 to 2980 and encodes 910 amino acids. Gene Ontology annotation, molecular function: DNA binding; FAD binding. The transcript has 10 exons. The record is from RefSeq and is a predicted model, not a curated record.